Acanthochromis polyacanthus (spiny chromis) is the source of this 4179-nucleotide messenger RNA. It is a transcript of the gene dimt1l, whose product is annotated as DIM1 dimethyladenosine transferase 1-like (S. cerevisiae). Gene Ontology annotation, molecular function: rRNA (adenine-N6,N6-)-dimethyltransferase activity. The record is from RefSeq and is a predicted model, not a curated record. Gene Ontology annotation, biological process: rRNA methylation. Bases 139 to 1059 code for a protein of 306 amino acids. Gene Ontology annotation, cellular component: mitochondrial matrix. NCBI's taxonomy places the organism in Eukaryota, Metazoa, Chordata, Actinopteri, Pomacentridae. The transcript has 12 exons.
GACGAAACAUUUACAAUUACAUCCCGUCGGUGAAGAAGAAAAGAGGUUACACGUGUUUACCGUUCAGUCAGACGUACUUUGAAUAAUUGUUUAAAAUUUGGAUUUUGGAACCUUUAAGUGGAAUAAAAACUCGUGAAAAUGCCGAAGGUUAAGGCAGAGAAGAAAAGCAGGCAGCACCAAGAGGUUAAAAACCAAGGAAUCAUGUUCAACACUGGCAUCGGUCAGCACAUCCUGAAGAAUCCACUGGUUGUCAAUGGGAUCAUUGAGAAGGCUGCUCUGAGGCCGACAGAUGUGGUUCUGGAGGUGGGGCCCGGUACUGGCAACAUGACUGUUAAACUGCUGGAAAAAGCAAAGAAGGUGGUGGCCUGUGAGUUGGACUGCAGACUGGUGGCUGAACUUCAGAAGAGAGUUCAGUGCACGCCCUUACAGACCAAACUUCAAAUAUUAAUUGGAGAUGUGUUAAAGACAGAUCUGCCUUUCUUUGACGUCUGUGUGGCUAAUUUACCUUACCAGAUUUCAUCACCGUUUGUCUUCAAGCUGCUGCUGCACCGGCCUUUCUUCAGGUGUGCCGUGUUGAUGUUCCAAAGAGAGUUUGCAAUGCGACUGGUUGCCAAACCUGGAGACAAACUUUACUGCAGACUGUCCAUCAACACACAGCUUCUGUCUCGUGUGGACCAUCUCAUGAAGGUUGGGAAGAAUAAUUUCCGUCCUCCUCCUAAAGUGGAAUCAAGUGUCGUCAGGAUAGAACCGAAAAAUCCUCCUCCUCCAGUUAACUUCCAGGAGUGGGACGGUCUUGUCAGAAUAGCCUUCGUAAGGAAAAACAAAACCCUCAGUGCAGCUUUCAAGUCCACUGCGGUGGAACAGCUGCUGGAGAAGAACUACAGAAUCCACUGUUCUGUUCACAACGUGGAAGUCCCAGCCGACUUCAGCAUCAGCAAGAAAAUUGAGAGUGUUUUACAGGAGGCUGAUUUCAGUGAGAAGAGAGCCAGGUCCAUGGACAUCGAUGACUUCAUGGUGCUGCUGCAUGCGUUCAACUCUGCAGGAAUCCACUUCUCCUAGACAGCAGAGGGAGCUGACGAGAACAGCUUCAUCACUUCUCACUUUAUAAUGACAAGGACAAGCUGGUAGUCAAAAGAACAUUAGUCUGACUGAUGUUUCCCCUUUUGGAUUACCACCUGAAGGAACUGAAUUUCAAACGUUGAAACAAGUGGUUGAAUAUACAGAGUAUUAGAGAUAUUUAAACUGCUCAUAUUGAGUGCAUUUUUACAUCAGUAAAAUGUAUGAAGUGUCACCGCCAUGCAUGAUCAGAUGGAAGCUUGGGCUGCAAUCCAGAUUGUACUUUUUUUUUUUUUUUUAAAUGCUCCGAUCUGCUUGAAACUCUACAUGUGUGAUCAGAGACCAAUCUUGAUCACAUCCAUAGGCCAAAAUACACUCUCAGUCACAGCAUCACCUGGUGGAUGGAUAGGAAAAGCUCUAUGACUAGCCUGUACAUGCUCCAAUCUGCCUGAAAUUUUACAGUGUGAUCCGAGUCCAAUCCUGAUGAUAUCCACAGCCCGACAUGCACUCUCGGUCGAAACGCCACCUGGUGGACAUGUAUGGACUCGCUGACCAGCAAGAAUGCGAGAACCCGUCCAACGCUGCUUGCAGCUUUAAUUGCUUUUACUUUUUCACUCCAUUAAGAGGCUGCUAUUAGUUUCAGGAGCCCGGCCAGAUGGAUUAUCGGCCCCGGCUCACAGCAGCAGUGUCGCUAAUGAGAGUAAAAUAACAACAGCAAGUGUGAGAAAAAGCUCACAGCUGAGCGGCAAGUGUGGAGGUACAGAACACCUGGCACUGUGUGGAAAUCAGGAGUUCAUAAUGCAAACUGCUGUUUUUUUUAAUCACCUGUUGAAAAUGGAGAAAAGGAAUGACAUAAAAAUGAACCUCCAAACCUUUGGCCUCACGUAGAUCAGGUGUGUUUGUUUACAGUAUUUCUAAGCUUCUGUUAAAGAGCAGCGACGGAACUUCGCUUUAAAUAUUGGCAGCCAUCGACUAUAUGCUGAAAAUAAGGCUGCUGCAUUGAGCAGUAAAGCCAAGAGCAGGGUCAUAUGCUAAAUGAGAGGAAGCUGGCACUAGACACCCAGGGGAAGCUUCCUCCUCUGCGUCCUCACCCCACCCCACCUUCAUGCCAAACAUCCGUGACCGAGGCCAAGAUCAAUAACACAGUUUAAAGAGGAUGGACUGUAAAUAGAGACGAUGGAUCCUGCCGAGGAGGAAGCUUUGACCACUGAUGGCCUCCAACUGGAGCGGCAGCAUCUGAUCAAGUCGAACGUUGAUGGCUGUCAGUUUGCACGACAGAUUUUUAGAUCGUGUCGUUGCAACUGUUGUGGAAAUCUGGAUGAGUCGCAGCAAAAACAGUCGAGGUUCAACAGGAUGGAUGGAUAGAUAGAUAGAUAGAAUCUUUAAUAAUCCUGAGGUAAAUUCAACGGAGCUUAACUGGUUUGUUUCACUGGCAAGACUGCUGAAAAAAAUGCAUGUAAAAGAAAAACUGCUGAGCUGAUACACUGAUUGAAUGGGUGAAGUCUCGGUAUAAUCCAUCCCUGCAGCGUAAAUCUGAGCAAAAUUUCUAUGUUUUUUUUGAAUGAGAAAACUAACCAGUUUUUACUCUUUUCUAUAAACCACAUUAGCAGAUAGCAUGUUGUCACCCAAGUGAAUAUUUCUUUGGUGAAAACAAAAGCAUUACUCACCCACAUUUACACAGUGUGCAUAUCAAAUGCAGCACUUGGGGGAAAUGCAGAAUGUGUUAGUCAUAAUUCUGCUCAUCUCACAUGUGUGACGGAUCACAUUUUAGUACAUAAACCGGCCCAUUACCACCUCUGUAAGUUAUAUGCAACAUCAGAAUGUGCUGAACCUGGAGCCGGCCAGCUGCUCGUAUUAAUCUGUAGGAGACAGAGUGAGGUGCACUGUGUGUGUGUGUGUGUGUGUGUGUGUGUGUUGCAGAGGCGGUGUUUCCCUUAGAGUGGGCGUGUGCAUGUGUGAAAGGUUGUGCCUGCUCACCUAUGGCACAGAUGGAGAGUCAGGGUCGGGCAUAGCCGUAUUUUUUGUUGAUCGCGUCUCAUUUUUCCAUACCCAAUUUUUUACAGUUAUAUGGUUUUUCAUGUCACGUUGUUCAUACUGCUGCGCUCUGAUAGCUUGUCUUUUUGUCCUGUGAUAAAUGCACCAAAAUGUAUCUGAGGAUCUGAGCGUAUUUGUGCCCAUAAAACUUCUUGCGCGUCGCAAAGGUUACGAACCCAGGACCUGACCUCACACUCUCAGCGGCUACGAGGCUUGGUAAGGGGAAGCCGCAACACAUCAAACAGCCCACUUCCCUUUAUGACACCAAGCAAAUAGUCAUAAAUGCUCUUAUCGGCCUUUCUAAUAGUGUGCACGUUACAGUCAGAUUCAUGGUGACGUAAACUAUUACAUUUCAUCUUUAUCACAUCCAGCGAUCACUUCUUUUUCACGGGCCUCGUUUAUAACGGCUGGACAGCUUGUUGCAUAAUGAAAUUCAAAGCGCUCUUAUCGACCAGGGAGAUCUCGCACUCCGUUUACGGUACUUACAUUUAUAUAUAUAUUUUGUAUUCCCACUACAGGCAAACAGGUUGGCACUUUCACCUUGCAGCAAGAUCCGGUUCGAAUCCCGGGGUGGGCCUGGGAUCUUUCUGCGUGGAGUUUGCAUGUCCUCCCUGUGCAUGCGUGGGUUUUCUCCGGGUACUCCGGCUUCCUCCCACAGUCCAAAAAUAUGCUGAGGUUAAUUGAUCACUCUAAAUUGCCCGUAGGUGUGAAUGUGAGUGUGCUUGUUUGUCUGUAUAUGUAGCCCUGUGACAGACUGGCGACCUGUCCAGGGUGUCCCCUGCCUUUGCUCAAGUCAACUGGGAUAGGCUCCAGCACCCCCCGCGACCCUAAUGAGGAUAAAGCGGUGUAUAGAGAAUGGAUGGAUGGAUGCACAGAACAUUUCAGAUUAUUUUACCACAGAUCAAGGGUACAGAUUGUUGUUGUUCACUGUGUAUUGGGUAGUACUCAUUUUGAUUUAGACUGAUUAGUAUACAGAAUCCUAUGCUGUUUAUGGUUUACUGCUGAGAACUAGUUGCUAAAAAUACAGAAUAUUAUUUCUUAUUUUAUGUGUGACAAUUGUCAGUAAACAUUCUAAUACGUGAAAAUUGA